Messenger RNA from Impatiens glandulifera, 423 nucleotides. Its product is annotated as agamous-like MADS-box protein AGL80. Gene Ontology annotation, molecular function: protein dimerization activity; DNA binding. The coding region runs from base 1 to 423 and encodes 140 amino acids. Lineage: Eukaryota; Viridiplantae; Streptophyta; Magnoliopsida; Ericales; Balsaminaceae. The transcript has a single exon. The record is from RefSeq and is a predicted model, not a curated record.
AUGAAAGAUCUUACUAUCCUUUGUGGUGUGGAGGCGUGUGCCAUAUUCCAAAACUCCUUUCCAGAGCAGCCGACUAUCUGGCCGUCGGUGGGCGAAGCUAACAGGAUCAUCGAGAAGUUCAGAAGCCUCCCAGAAUUUGAGCGAGUUAAGAGGAUGAUAAACCAAGAGACCUUUACCGAACAGAGGCUGAAGAAGAUGGAGGCGAUGCUAAAGACGCAGCAAAAAGAUAAUCGACACAAAGAGUUCACCCAAGUCAUUAUUCAGAGGUUGGAUGGCUCGUCGGCAAUUCUUCCAUUGAAGACUGACGACGAUUGUGUGGAACUUGACAAUGUCAUAAAUCAGUUCAUAAAAGAUAUUGAUAGGAAGAUGGAGAUCUUGCAGAAUGAAGGGUCCUCUUCCAACCCUGCUCCACAAGUUUCAUAA